AUGCAAAUGCCGCUGCUGAGAUCCAUAAACGAAGGAAGAGGAUCGGGUAUAAAACCGCCGCUCGUUUAUUCUAUAAUCACAGUUAUACAUCGUCUGUUAACUUUGACACACAAGAUGAAAUCCUUUGUAGCUCUUCUUGCCGUCGUGGCCGUAGUUGCCGCUGAUGUCUCCCACUUGGCGCGCAACCCUGAAGCUGAUGCCCAGAUCGUAAGGCAGGAUGCUGAUGUCUUACCUGACCAGUACAAGUACGCUUAUGAAACCAGCAACGGUAUUGCGGCCGAAGAAGUCGGAGUCCUUAAGAACGUCGGCACUGAGGGUGAAGCCCUUUCCGUCCAGGGUAGUAACUCCUACACCGCCCCCAACGGUCAGGUCAUCCGUUUGGUCUACACUUCUGAUGAAUUCGGAUACCAGCCCCAGGGUGAACAUCUCCCCACUCCUCCCGCCCCCCAGCCCAUCCCUGAGUACAUCGAAAGGGCUCUUGAGUACAUCAGGACCCACCCCCCCAAGGUAGAGCCCAGUGGUAGGCUUUAAGUUAACCUUUAGAAAAUAAUACGUAAAAAAUACAAUUCUAAACACUGCCAAUCUUUCACCUCUAGUCGCAAUAUGUUUGUAAAUUUCAAAAAAUAAAAGGAUUUCUUGUUAAACAGCCA
Spodoptera exigua (beet armyworm) is the source of this 650-nucleotide messenger RNA. The record is from the annotation of a GenBank genome assembly. Lineage: Eukaryota; Metazoa; Arthropoda; Insecta; Lepidoptera; Noctuidae.